This is a messenger RNA of Aricia agestis (brown argus), 1983 nucleotides long. RefSeq names its product facilitated trehalose transporter Tret1-2 homolog. Gene Ontology annotation, biological process: transmembrane transport. The record is from RefSeq and is a predicted model, not a curated record. Gene Ontology annotation, molecular function: transmembrane transporter activity. Gene Ontology annotation, cellular component: membrane. The transcript is spliced from 5 exons. Lineage: Eukaryota; Metazoa; Arthropoda; Insecta; Lepidoptera; Lycaenidae. The coding region runs from base 316 to 1842 and encodes 508 amino acids.
UCGAGGAUAGUCGUAUUGAAAAACCCUUUGGAGGUUUAAAAAUUGUAAUUGGGGAAGAUUGUUGUAUUUGUCUAUGUCCUAAACAAAAUAGUGAUUCACCGUAGAGAAAAUAUUAUUAUGGUGUGAAAUAAAUAAUAAUGUAGAGUCCUGAAAUAAUUUCACGUGAAUAUUAUAAACAUUUACUUCUUGUUUUCUUCAAAGAUAGAGUUUUGGUACAUCUGUGAUAUUCUGUGAUAUAGUGAUAGCGUGUAGUCGUUCAAAGGAAAGCAAUUAAAAAUAUAAUAAUAAAAUGGCACUAUAAAAAUUAAUUCCAACAUGACCAAAUCAGACAAAAAUGAAAAGGAUAUCGUAGUUUUAAAGAGCGUUGUCAAAAAUGAAUGUAAUGAAGUCAAGGAGGUUAAAAACGAAAGAGACAGUAUAACGAAAAUAAGUGACGACAAAACUAAUGAAAAACUAAAUCCUGAUUCUCACACUGUAGCUAAAUUUUCACCACUAUGUCGACAGACUCUUUCGUCCCUUGGAGCUAUAACGAUGACAAUAGCUUCUGGACUUACUAUAGGAUUCUCAGCAACACUACUACCACAACUGAAGGAGACGCAUAAUAACAUACUGACCAGUCAGGAAGCAGGAUCCUGGAUAGCGUCUAUUGCGGCCUUGUCGAUGGUUCCAACGUGCGUCGUCGGUGGGUCGAUCAUUGAAAAAUUCGGGAGAAGAAAUACUCAUUUCAUAAUAUCCGUGCCGUUUUUCCUGGCCUGGAUGAUCAUCGCUCUGGCUGACAACCUCCCUCUCGUACUUCUCGGAAGGUUCCUGACUGGCGGUUGUGCUGGAUUCACCGGACCUCUGGGAUCAGUAUUCAUAAGCGAAACUACGAGCCCGGUGUAUAGAGGCUUGUUCCUAUCAGUUAUUUCCUUAGCAAUUGCAAUAGGAAUAUUCUUCACGCACUGCAUCGGGACCUGGGUGCACUGGCAGUGGGCGGCCAUGAUUUGCGGCCUCGUCCCCAUUUUGUCGGCACUGCUCCUGGCGUUCGUCCCCGAGAGCCCGGUAUGGCUUAUAUCGAAACAAAAGGUGGAGGAAGGUGUGAAAUCGUUCCACUGGUAUAGAGGAUACGACGAGGAAGCAAAACUGGAGUUGAGCAGUAUUAUUGAAAAGUAUAAGAGUCAAUCGAUCGAGCAACCGCCGACUUACAUUGAGAUGUGGAAGUCUGUAGAAUUCUUGAAACCGCUCUUCAUUAUGUUCGUUUUCUUUGGUACGGUGAAUUUCGCUGGGACCAACGUUUUCGCGUUUUACUCGGUGGAAAUAAUCGAAAAAGCCGUCGGGAAGGGAGUGGACAACUAUCUGGCGAUGAUCGUCAUUGACACUAUCAGGCUGAUCAUGUCGACUAUAGCGUGCUAUGUGUGCAAGAGAUACAACCGAAGAUUGCUUUGCAUGGUGAGCGGAUUGUUCACAGGAGUCGCGAUGCUUCUGCUGUCGCUGUUCUUGAAUUUCGCCAGCGACAGAUCUGAAAUGGCCUUGAUACCUUUAAGCUGCUUACUGCUAUACAUCUGCAGCUUAUCGAUCGGCCUGAUACCUUUGCCGUGGAUCAUGUGUGCGGAAAUAUUUCCUACCAAAUACCGUGGCCAGGGCUCAGGAGUGAGUGCAGCCAUAGGUUUCGCGGCUUCCUUCGUAGUUGUGAAGAUAGCUCCGGCUAUGUUCUCCAGCUUUGGCAAUAUUAUAUCGUUCUUUAUAUACGGCGUCCUAUGUUUGAUCGGCACUGGAAUCUUGUACUUUAUACUGCCGGAGACAAAUAGGAGAACUCUGCAAGAAAUAGAAGACGGGAUUCAGAAGAAAUCGAAUAGUCCUUAAAACAAACGAUACUGCGGUUAUGAAAUAGUCGAAAUAUUUUUAAAUACCAUUUAAUUAUUACCAGUGGCACUGCCCAACAAUUAAAAAAAAACGUGAGACACGACUUUAACAAAAUUGCGUUGUCUGGUAGGUAUAGGUCUA